Messenger RNA from Papaver somniferum (opium poppy), 1140 nucleotides. Its product is annotated as F-box/LRR-repeat protein At4g14096-like. NCBI's taxonomy places the organism in Eukaryota, Viridiplantae, Streptophyta, Magnoliopsida, Ranunculales, Papaveraceae. The coding region runs from base 1 to 1140 and encodes 379 amino acids. The record is from RefSeq and is a predicted model, not a curated record. The transcript is spliced from 3 exons.
AUGGAUUUUGUGGAUAGAACUUUUCAUCUUCAUGACCCAUCAUCAAUUAUUCAGAAGUUUGACCUCGGCUUGAAUACCAACAUGAAUGCAUCACGGGUUAUAUCAUGGAUCGGAAGCCUAACAAAGCGUAAUGUCGAAGACCUCAGUGUCGCUUUAUAUCAAGAUGAUCCUUUUCCUAUUCCUUCAUCGAUAUUUACUUGUGAAUCAUUGGUUAAGUUGUACCUAUAUAUAACUCCUAAUAUAUAUUGUCCUAAAAAUAUCUCCUUCCAAAAGCUAAAAAGCCUUACACUUAACGGAGUUCAAUUUACGGGUGAUUCCUGGAAUGACCAACUCUUUGUCAAUUGCCCUGUCCUUGAAGAAUUGGUUCUGGAAGACUGCUCUUGGUUUGGUAUAAAGAAAAUCUGCAUUUUAACUCCUUUACUAAAACAAUUGCAAAUUGUAUACUAUUAUUAUUCCAAGGAAGAUGAUUUAUGUGAUUAUUAUAUCCAAAUUCACGCACCAAGUCUAGCAUCUCUUACCUACUGGGGUAUUGUAGCGAAGGAUUAUGACCUGUCCAGCUUUCUUGCACUAGAUAAAGCAGAAGUGAACUUUCAUGAACAUAAAUCGACUAAGGAGCCAAGGAUAUCUCAAGGUGAAGCUUUAAGUAAGUUUCUUCAGGCGCUUUCACAUGUAAGGUCUCUAUCAGUACACGUUCAAACCGGACAGGUUCAAUCAAUUGCAUAUGAUUUUGUAAACAACCUACCUACAUUUCAUAAUUUGAAUGAGUUGGAGCUGCUUCAUGGAGCAGCAACCACUAAUAAAGAAAUAUUUGCAUUGCUCAGAGCAGCACCUAAUCUGAGGUGUCUUGUAUUUGACGAGUCAUCAGUUCUUUUGUCUAUCGAUGAAAAAGAUGAAACAGAUAAAACUGAAGACUUGUUUCGACACCUCCAGUCAGUUUUAUUCGUGGAAUUUAGUGGGGAGGUGAGGGAGUUGAGAUGGGCGGAAUUAAUUUUGAAGAAUGCAAAAUCUUUACAAACGAUGACUAUUGAAUAUGGUACUUGCCAUUCUAAAGAGAAAACUCCGAAAAGCAAAGAAGUAGUUAUGUCGGAGUUGCUGAGUUUUCCAAGAGCCUCUUGGAGAUGUGUGGUUAAGUUCAUCUAA